Molecule: messenger RNA, 4227 nt
Organism: Chrysemys picta bellii (western painted turtle)
Lineage: Eukaryota; Metazoa; Chordata; Testudines; Emydidae
Source: RefSeq, a predicted model, not a curated record
GCUGUGUGUGUGUCUGACUCGUCGGGUGUGUCAGUGUAGUUGACUUUUUCCCCCAAUCCUCUCGGUUCUAUUCCCGCCCUAUAACACUGUGAGUCCCCCCUCCACCCCUGGCAGUGUUUCUCUCUUUUCAGAUAGCACUUCUCUUUCCUCUGCACUCUGCUGCCUCCUCUCCAGGCAGUGCCCUUGAACCUCACACGUCCUACGAGAGCAUCCACGCUCCAUAGACACCCCUCACCCAGUGCAGGAUGGACCCACUGCCUCUGAUCCUCUACCUGUGUGCAGUGCUGGCACCGAGCCAUGGAUUCAACGUGGAUGUGGAGGGACCCAUUACCUUCCAGGAGGCAGCAGAGGGGUUUGGGCAGAGCAUGUUGCAGAUCGGGAGUGCCAGCGGCGGGGGGCUGAUUAUCGGGGCCCCGCUACAGACAGGAAACGUGAAUAAAACAGGCAAAGUCUACAAGUGCGACCCGGGCUCCAGACGCUGCCAGGAGAUCCCCAUCCAAAGGUCCCCGGAUGCCAUGGACAUGUCCCUCAGUUUGUCUCUGGCUGCCCGAGGCUCCCAGUUCCUGGUGUGCGGCCCCAAAGUGCAUCAGGCCUGUGGGGAGAACAAGUACGUCAGUCACAACUGCUACCCCCUGCAGCAGAGCUUCUCGCAACUCCAGCGCAUCCCGGACACCCAGCCAGAGUGCCCCAAACAUGUCGCAGACAUAGCGCUCCUCAUCGACGGCUCGGGCAGCAUCGCACCUGUGGACUUUGGAAAGAUGAAGAUGUUUGUAUCUGAAAUCAUGAAGCGUUUCCGCAAAACCGACACGCAGUUCGCCCUCAUGCAGUACUCCAAUAAAUUUAAAUUGCACUUCAACUUCAUGGAAUACAGGGGGAGUCGUGACCCUGAUCACCUUCUCCAAGGGGUUGAGCAGCUUCAUGGAACGACGCACACGGCCACAGCCAUCCGGAAAGUGGUGCGGGAGCUGUUCACCUCUGGGAAAGGCGCUCGGGGUGAAGCCACCAAGAUUCUCAUGGUGAUCACAGAUGGACAGAAAUACAAUGACCCACUUUCUUAUUCGGACGUCAUACCUGAGGCUGAGAGAGCUGGGGUCAUCCGCUACGCCAUCGGGGUCGGCAGUGAAGGCCAACAGGAGUUCCAGGAGAUCGCCUCUGAGCCCACCAGGAAGCAUAUCUUCGGGGUGGACAAUUUCAACACCCUCGAGUGCAUCGAGACCCACCUGCAGGACAAGAUCAUCAUCUUAGAAGGUUAUUCAUCUCAGGUCAUCACAGCCAAUGGGCAGACCACCUACAUGGUCGGGGCCCCUCUAUGCCAAGGCACCGGCAAAGUCAUCCUGUUCAGCAGAGAUACCAAGGGUGGGGAAUGGACACCCAGAUCAGAGCUGUUGGGAGAGCAGGUAUGGGGAGCGUUACAGAUUGGCUCGUAUUUCGGGAGUACACUCUGUGCUGUGGACCUUGACAGAGAUGGGAACACGGACCUGGUUCUAAUCGGAGCCCCUUUGUACCAUACACCUCUGAAUGGAGGACGCGUCUAUAUCUGCCCAAUUAAAUUGCCGGGGACGACGAUGAUCUGCACCAAGACACUACAUGGGCAGACGGGGGAAGUGUCUGGGCACUUCGGGGCCAGCAUGUCUGAAAUCGGGGACAUCAGCGGGGACGGACAGACGGAUGUGGCCAUCGGGGCUCCCAUGGAGAAUGACAACCGCGGGGCCUUGUACAUCUUCCAUGGGGAAAAGGGAGGCCUCAGUCCCCAGUACAGACAGCGCAUAGUGGGGUCACAGUUUCCCAGCAAGCUGCACUACUUUGGCCAGGCUGUCAGCAGCGGGACAGAUCUGACGGGGGACGGACUGCCGGACAUCGCGGUGGGGGCACAAGGGCAGGUCCUGCUGCUGAGGUCCCGGCCGGUGCUCAGAGUCAGUGUCUCCAUCAGCUUCCAGCCUCCAACCAUCCCCACCUCGGCCUUCAACUGCCAGGAGCAGGAGCAGCUCAGCACAGAGGCCAGCAGGGCAGAGGUCUGCUUCACCGUCACUAAGAGCACCAUGGACAGCCUAGGUGACGGGAUCUACAGCAUCAUCCAGUACAGCCUGGCCCUGGACCCCGGGUGGACGAAGAUCAGAGUCACCUUCGACUCCACCAGCCCCGUCCUGAGCAGGGAGCUGCGGCUCAGCAUUGAGAAGAAAUGUGAGACGUACCGGAUAAUGUUACCUCUCUGUCCCGAAGACAUUCUGACCCCCAUCACCCUACGCUUCAACUACACCCUGACGGGGGAGCCCAUCACUGCCGCCGGAGGCCUCAGACCCAUCCUGAGCGAGGACUCUGCGCUGGUGUCUGCAGGCUUGCUCCCGUUUCAGAAAGACUGCGGCGCGGAUGGCCGCUGCGAUGACCAGUUAGCAGUCGCCUUCAAUUUCUCUGGCUUGAGCACCCUGGUGGUGGGGGUCACCCCCGAACUCAACAUCACCGUCUCCAUCCAGAAUCAUGGGGAGAAUUCCUACAGCACCAGGGUGCAGUUCUUCUACCCGGCCGCGCUGUCCUACCGCCGGGUCCUGCUGCUCCAGUCUAACAGGAGGGCUGUGGCCAUUAAGUGCAGCUCAGUGGAGGGCUCAGAGGAACAUUCUCAAAGGAACAGCACCUGCCACAUCAACCACCCCAUCUUCUGGAGCGGAGCCGAGGUUGUGUUUGUUGCCACUUUCGAUGUCUCUUCUAAUGCCGCCCUGGGAGACAGGCUGCAGAUCACAGCCAAGGCCAGCAGUGACAAUGGCGGCCCCAUCACCGAGCGCAUGAUUCACCGGGCGGAGCUGCCAGUCAAGUACGGUAUCUUCAUCAUCCCCACCAGCCUCAAGGAGUCGACCGAGUACGUCAGCUUCUCUGCCAAGAAGGCAGGGACAAGCGUGCCAGUGACACAUACGUACGAGGUCAAGAACCUGCGGCAGCGAAGCGUCCCCAUCUCGGUCACGUUCCAGUUCCCCGUGGAGCUGAGCGGGGUCCGGGUGUGGGACGCCUCUGAAGUCGUCCCCUCCAAGCCCGAGCUGGCUCAGUGCAACAGUGAGGCUGAAACGCCCGGUUUGAAGGACUUUGUGAAGCAGAUGAGCGAUCGCCCCCUGCUGGACUGCUCCGUGGCCACCUGUAAGAAGAUCCGGUGCAGAAUCGCCUCCCUGGAAAUGCAGCAGCCGCUGGAGUUCAGGAUCAAAGGGAACGUCAGCUUCCAGUGGGUCUCCCAGACACAGCAGCAGAAAGUGAGUCUGGUGAGCGAGGCCCGGAUUGAAUACGAGGAGAAGAAAUACACCCAGAAGGAGGGAUUCGUCCAGCGCCAGGUGCAGACGGUGGUGGAGCGCUCCGAGGCCUAUAACUACCUGCCCAUCAUUAUGGGCAGCAGUGUGGGGGGCCUGGUCCUGCUGGCUCUCAUCACCGCAGCCCUCUACAAGCUCGAUUUCUUCAAGUGCAAGUACAAGCAGAUGAUGGAGGAUGCUGUGAAAGGCGAGAGGUCUCGCCUGACCCUGAGUGCAACAACUGGCAACCCCCCUGCUUCCGAUGCCCCCAAACAAUAGCCCCUCAUGCACUCCCCUAGAUGGGUCACAGAACCCCCAAAUUUUAAUUGCUGAAGCUGGGCACGCUCACUCUGCCCUCCUCCUUGUCCCGCUCCCCCCACCGGCAUGAGUUGCCAAUGUUGCUCCCCCCCCAGCUUUGCCUCCCUCUGGGUUGUUCCAGAUCCACCCCCGCCCCCUUAUGUUUGCCACCUCCAAGAUGCAGAGAGACCGGCCAUUGCCCAUCCCCCAACCAACAAAAGAGAUCCUAGUGCCAACUAGAGCUAAUUGUUACUCAAAUUACGCUGGGCAGAAUUCUAUUUACCUUUUUAUAAUUUGGAUGGAGAACACUGAGGUUAUCUUUCUAGGCAUUUUUUUUAGAAUUCUAUUGAUUUAAAUUUUGAUGUGGAAAAUUCUGGGUUUUAAGCAUCCCACCCCCAUUUUUAUCAAUUUAAAUGAUCCCAGUUGUGGGAAUUUGUGUGUGUCGGGGGUCAGGCCAGAUGUGAAGGUCCGACAGUUAUUUAAUGGCAGUAGAGGUUGAGAUUCAAAAAGUUAAAGCUUUAUAACUAUGCUGGGAAGGAUGGAUUUUUAUUGGUACAUGUUGAAUUCAUCACACACAGGCAAACUGCGGACAAAAUAUUUCCAUCGCUAAUACAGGUCUGUCUCAUCUUACGCUGGGGUUACGUUCCGCAGUCAGCGCCUAAAG